CAACUAAUCUUUUCCUUUUCUCUUGCAAGAUCAAGGGAGAAAGCGAGCGGGCUGCAGGCUUCGGACUCUAAGCGGUGCGCAGACCGCGCCCGGGGGCUUCGGCCCUGAACCCGGGAACCUCGCGUCUGCCAGCCUCACCAGGGCGCAGGCAGGGUGGCAGCUGGAGCUAGACCCGCGGCAGGUUUAAAUGUUUAUUUGGCUACCUGGCUACUGAUACAAGAACACAAAAUGAAUAACUCAACAAACUCCUCUAACAAUGGCCUGGGUCUUACCAGUCCUUAUAAGACCUUUGAAGUGGUGUUUAUUGUCCUUGUGGCUGGAUCCCUCAGUUUGGUGACCAUUAUUGGGAACAUCCUGGUCAUGGUUUCCAUUAAAGUUAACCGCCACCUCCAGACCGUCAAUAAUUACUUUUUGUUCAGCCUGGCCUGUGCUGACCUCAUCAUAGGUGUUUUCUCCAUGAACUUGUACACCCUCUACACUGUGAUCGGCUACUGGCCUUUGGGACCUGUGGUGUGUGACCUUUGGCUAGCCCUGGACUAUGUGGUCAGCAAUGCCUCAGUUAUGAAUCUGCUCAUCAUCAGCUUUGACAGGUACUUCUGUGUCACAAAACCUCUGACCUACCCAGUCAAGCGGACCACGAAAAUGGCAGGUAUGAUGAUUGCAGCUGCCUGGGUCCUCUCCUUCAUCCUCUGGGCUCCAGCCAUCCUCUUCUGGCAGUUCAUUGUUGGGGUGAGAACUGUGGAGGAUGGGGAAUGCUACAUUCAGUUUUUUUCCAACGCUGCUGUCACCUUUGGUACCGCCAUUGCAGCCUUCUAUUUGCCAGUGAUCAUCAUGACUGUGCUAUAUUGGCACAUAUCUCGAGCCAGCAAGAGCAGGAUAAAGAAGGACAAGAAGGAGCCUGUGGCCAACCAAGAUCCAGUUUCUCCAAGUCUAGUACAAGGAAGGAUAGUGAAGCCAAACAACAACAACAUGCCCAGCAGUGAUGAUGGCCUGGAGCACAACAAAAUCCAGAAUGGCAAAGCCCCCAGAGAGGCUGUGACUGAAAACUGUGUCCAGGGGGAGGAGAAAGAGAGCUCCAAUGACUCCACCUCAGUCAGUGCUGUCGCCUCUAAUAUGAGAGAUGAUGAAAUAACUCAGGAUGAAAACACAGUUUCUACUUCCCUGGGCCAUUCCAAAGAUGAGAACUCUAAGCAAACGUGCAUCAAAAUUGUCACCAAGACCCAAAAAGGUGACCCAUGUACCCCAACUAAUACCACGGUGGAGGUGGUUGGGUCUUCAGGUCAGAAUGGAGAUGAAAAACAGAACAUCGUAGCCCGUAAGAUUGUGAAGAUGACCAAGCAGCCUGCAAAAAAGAAGCCUCCUCCUUCCCGAGAAAAGAAAGUCACCAGGACAAUCUUGGCUAUUCUGUUGGCUUUCAUCAUCACUUGGGCCCCGUACAAUGUCAUGGUGCUCAUUAACACCUUCUGUGCACCCUGCAUCCCCAACACAGUGUGGACCAUCGGUUACUGGCUCUGUUACAUCAACAGCACUAUCAACCCUGCCUGCUAUGCACUUUGUAAUGCCACCUUCAAGAAGACCUUUAAACACCUGCUCAUGUGUCAUUACAAGAACAUAGGCGCUACGAGGUAAAACAUCUUUGACAAAGUGGAAAAUGGGAAAGGGAGCUUGGGAAGAAUACAAGGGGUAAAAGAGCUCCUAGUUUUAAAAUCUCUGCCAUUGCACUUUAUAGUCUUAUUAUGGAACGUGCAAUUCAGGAGUCCAAUAGCGACGCUGUUAUCAAGCCUAUGCUCCAGUUUGAGAAACUUGCAACUUAUAAACUGUCAGUUUAGGAGCAAUGAGACAAUGAAAGAGACAUGUUGGAAUUGUGGAUUCAAGGAAUGAUCUACGUUUUCUCGUGAUCUCUUAAAGAAGGGCUUCUGAACCUAUAAUUUUUCAGUCUGCACAAGAAUAACCUCGUUCUAUUUUUCUGUUUCUUUUUGUUGUUGUUAUUUUCAUGUGUCCAUGAGGAUAAAAUGCCAGAGUUUAAGCUAACAUGGAGACUUAAACAUAAAAAAAUAAACACUAUACAAUGGGGAAGUGAAGAAAGAAAAUCAAAAAAAGGAUGCAGAAAUGAUCUCCAGAGUGUUAAGCAUAUUUUAUCCUUUUGUUAUGGUUGUAUUUGGAGGAUUGCAAUGUAAUAAAUGCUUUUUUUUUUUUCACCUUUCCUUUUCCCACCAUGAAAAGAAA
Messenger RNA from Lemur catta (Ring-tailed lemur), 2226 nucleotides. It is a transcript of the gene CHRM2, whose product is annotated as cholinergic receptor muscarinic 2. Lineage: Eukaryota; Metazoa; Chordata; Mammalia; Primates; Lemuridae. Bases 229 to 1629 code for a protein of 466 amino acids. Gene Ontology annotation, cellular component: plasma membrane. Gene Ontology annotation, molecular function: G protein-coupled acetylcholine receptor activity. The record is from RefSeq and is a predicted model, not a curated record. Gene Ontology annotation, biological process: regulation of heart contraction; adenylate cyclase-activating adrenergic receptor signaling pathway. The transcript has 2 exons.